Molecule: messenger RNA, 903 nt
Organism: Neospora caninum
Lineage: Eukaryota; Apicomplexa; Conoidasida; Eucoccidiorida; Sarcocystidae
Exons: 2
Coding region: 1-903 (300 amino acids)
Source: RefSeq, a predicted model, not a curated record
AUGACGAGGCAAACCCCCCGCCUGAGGCUUCGCCUCCUCUUGACCGCCCUGGCCGUGUUCUCGAUAUGCGCGGGGAGCGCCGCGGAGACGGCCGCGGCAAAUGGAGAACAAAGUGCCCAGGAAGCUUUUGGGACCGUGGAGCCAAGCCAGGCGACGGCGGAAUCGUGGGCCGUGGCUUUCGGUCCCAGAGGAACUGCGAAAAUGCAACGGGACCUCAGAUACUCGCUGCCGCCCCGACCUGACCUCAGUUCGGUCAAUCGUGAGGUCUACAAGAUCGCGAAGAAUCCGCCGCACGACUUCUGGAAACUCGCCAGUGCCGUUCCUUUCACCUUCUACCUCCCUGACAAGGACGGGAGCUACGUCGUCUUCAUUCAGCUGGACAAAAUGAACCUGGACGUCAUCAAGGCGGUGCCCAGUGGCCAGAUCGUCGACUUCAUCAAGUACAUGGGGUGCUUGUUUUUCGGAACGCUGGACGGGCGACGCGACGCACGCAUCAAGAUCGUGAUGGACUGCGGGUCGAUGAACCUGACCAGCCUCAUGUGGUACGGCGGGCUGGGCACGGUGCGCGCGAUUGCGCACGGCAUCGACGACUUGAAGAGUCUCCUCGGCGAGAGAACCUCCCACUUUGUCAUCAUCAACUCCUCCUCUAUAGUCCAGACUGUCGUGGAGCCGCUCAAACGCUUUUCGCCGACGAGCAUGACUGUCCUGGCUUUGGGUGGCCCGGAGGAGUACGUGCCGCACCUGCAGGAGUUGAUCGGAACAGACAGCUUGCCGAAGCUUUACGGCGGGACUGCGACUGUCCCCAUAGGCCAGAGCCCCAUGGCCCUCGCGGUGGAGCAGCAAAUCCGGUCGUUCAUCGCGGCGAAGGAAUCACGGCGCAAGGCGCGAAACAAAUCCCAGUAA